Aspergillus mulundensis is the source of this 5487-nucleotide messenger RNA. RefSeq lists its product as uncharacterized. The transcript has 8 exons. The coding region runs from base 1 to 5487 and encodes 1828 amino acids. Gene Ontology annotation, molecular function: helicase activity. Gene Ontology annotation, biological process: regulatory ncRNA-mediated heterochromatin formation. Gene Ontology annotation, cellular component: nuclear RNA-directed RNA polymerase complex. Lineage: Eukaryota; Fungi; Ascomycota; Eurotiomycetes; Eurotiales; Aspergillaceae. The record is from RefSeq and is a predicted model, not a curated record.
AUGACAGGCCCUAGCAAGAGACGACCCCAGGUUAAGCAAAGGAGAGCUCGCGGUCGUGGUCAAUCUCGAGAUACUUCUGCGAACUUGGGACGGCGGGGUGUUCCUAAGGGGGGGCCGUCCAGAGUGUCAACACGAUCAACACCAACCUACGCAUCGUCUACCGGAAACCGACGCGACGAGGGAUUACUGGCCCCGGCCGUACUAAAAGAAUUUCUUACGGCCACACUGAAGAAGAUUGAGCUCUCUGAGGAAGCUCGGAAUGCUGCAAUCAACGAUCUUGCCACUGAAGACGGGCUGGCUCAGGUGCGCCGGAUCGUGGAGACUAAAUUCUCUGCCGGCUACAGCGUUACCACCCCGAUGUUCGAUCCUCACUGUGUGUUGUUUCUUCGAUUGAUCACACACAAGAAUGUACUACAAUCGCUGGCCGUCGAAAAGGCUGUCGGAACAAUCUACAAUGUUAUUUACGGCCUCAACGGGAAUAGAGGGGUUUCGUUCUUCCGUACAGCGAUGGACUGCCUCAACAGUGAGAACAGAAACCCAGGGGAAAUAUCUUGUCUUGAGGCAUUCCUGUUGGUUUCCAGAGCUUUCCUUCAUCUCCUGACUUCAAAUCAAGGCGCUUUCAUCAGGCCUGAGUUCGAAGGACUAGCGGAGAGCUUUAGCAGCCUCUACAUGGUCGAGGAUGGUAAGGCUAGAGGUUCCUCAGAUCCCCAGUUGAGCGAGUUGUACGAGAACGUCCAUAAAAUCCUUGACUUCCUUGCUAUGGGUGAUAGGCUCACAACUGCCGCAUCCAACAGAAAUUGCUCUUCUUCGGGACCAAAGCAUCGCGACAUGGUGAAACGUGCAACGCCAGUGGAUCUUCCCGGGGGACUGUCAAGGCUGGGUGCCCGGCAUGACAACGAUCACGCCCUUAUAGGUGAUAUUCGGAUAUUGCCUACGCUUUCCGAAAUUUACCACCAGGAAAGAACUGACUUCCUGCCAUCGCGGAUGGCCUCAUCGAGCAGUCACCAUCAAGAAGGUAUUCUGCGAGUACUCGACAGCCAGUUUCGUCUUUUACGCGAGGAUACGUCAGGACAGGUUAGGGACGCGGUUCGCUUGAUGGCAAAUCAUUGGAAUACUUUGGCUCACGGAGAAAAUGGAGGAACAAAGCGCAAAAUCAUACGCCGUGAAAGCCCAACGCCGCUGCGUAUUUACUACGGUGCUUGGGUUCGCAAGCUGAAAGCCGACUUGGUUCACGGUCUCCACAUCGAAGUCGAGUUUGAUCAACCUCCCCGAAUCCGAAAAGCAAACAGGGAAACGAGAAGGAAAUACUGGCUUGGUUCUCGGGGUCUGAGAGAGGGUGGCGGGCUUGUGGCCCUGGUAGAUGCGGAGGUUGAGAGCGAUAUGAAUGUCAUCAUUGUGCAGGUCUUGAAGCGAGAUGUUGACUCCGUCCAGUGUGAUCAGCCUGCGCCAGUUCAGGACUUGAUCAAUGAUGGGAAAAGGGCCAUGAUUACCCUGCGAUUUCCCAGCUUACCGACCAAAGAUGAUCUGUUCAGUUUGGAUUACAUGCAAACCCUGACGCACGAACGGGAAAGGCCACUGUUACUCGUCGAAUUCCCCGUGGUGCAGUACAACCAGUUUGAAGGGAUACUUCGAUGUCUCCAAGCUCUCCACAAGGAUCCUUCUCAUAUACCAUUCACCAGGUGGUUAACUACUGGUGCCAGAAGCUCACAUAUCGCGACUAACACUGCAACAAUUCCGCCACCGCGUUAUCUACGAGGCACCACCCUUGACCUCUCAUCCAUAUAUGAGAGCGACCGCAGACGGAAUGAUGUGGCACUAAUGCUUUCGGCGUACGAGGAUCCUAAUAAAAUCCAACAACGACUAUGCGAGCUUUCGUCAUUGGACACUGGACAGGCAGAAGCAAUGAUUUCGGCCUUGACCCAUGAGGUCGCGUUGAUCCAGGGUCCACCAGGCACAGGGAAAUCAUAUGUUGGGAUACAAAUAGCAAAGUGCCUCUUGAGAAAUAAGGAGCGCUUGGCCCUAGGUCCCCUACUAUGCGUAUGCUACACGAAUCACGCACUUGAUCAAUUCCUUACCGAAUUGGCAAAUGCCGGAGUCGAGCACAUUCUACGAAUUGGAUCCCGAAGCCUAUCAGACCACAUGGAGUCGCUUUCUAUCGACUCCUACAAGAAGCGGGGGGAUAUUCCCAGACUACCCGGAUUCGGAAGAAGGAUAAAUGAAAGCAAGUGCAGACUGGACGCACUGGCUGGAAGAAUUCAGUCUGUCUGUCAGGAAUUGGAACGUGGCCCUUUGGCUAUAGCGGCGGGAGUUAUGGCAGCUCAGUUCUCCGAGUUCGCGGUCCUGAUACAAGAAGGAAACCCAGACAUGCCAGAGAGCAUCAAGGCGUGGGUCGAGGGACACGGGCCCGGAGAUAUGCUCGGGAUCGAAGACACGGAGCGCUCGAUCGAUCAAUUGUUCGCGGCUGCGCCGUGGACCUUGACGAACGAGGAACGUUCUCGCGUUUACCGCUACUGUUACAACCUGGGCAUUGAGAUUCAGAUGCAGCGUCUUCAAGCCUUGGCACAAGAACAUGCGCUGGAGAAGCAACACCAUACCGCAUUAUUCAUCCAGCAAGACGCCCAAAUAUUUGAUCAGGUCGACGUGGUUGGAGUCACGACAACGGGACUGGCCAACAAUGCCGACCUGCUGCGCAGUCUUCAGGCGAAAGUGCUUAUCUGCGAGGAGGCCGGUGAAGUUUUAGAGUCACAUCUCCUGACUGCGCUGUUGCCGUCGAUCGAGCACGCAAUACUAAUUGGCGACCACCUACAAUUACGUCCUCGUAUCUCGCGCCGGUACUUGUCGAUGGAAUAUGAUACCGUUGGCCCGAAAUACAACCUAGAUGAAUCGCUCUUCGAAAGGCUCGCCAACGUUAAGCUAACAAUACCAGCCGAGGCCUCAUCUACAGAAGAGCAGGAAAUGAUUGAGUUUCCAGUCGCACAGUUGGAUCAUCAGCGUCGGAUGCACCCCUGUAUCUCGUCCCUCAUUCGGCAGACCCUGUACCCAAAACUCAAAGACCACCCAACCACUACAUCCUAUCCCGAGGUCGCAGGGUUUCGCCGGAGACUAUUCUGGUUGGACCAUAACAAUGUCGAAGAUCCUGGAGAUCCGGAGGAUCCGACGCAUAGUAAAUCGAACGCAUGGGAAGCGGACAUGGUAACUGCGUUGGUGGGUCAUUUGUGUCGCCAAGGGGUUUAUAAACCGGGCCAGAUCGCUGUCUUGACUCCCUACGUGAGUCAGCUAAAGCUGCUUGAGGAGAGAUUGGAGAAGAGCAUGGACCUGUUUAUCAGCGAAGAUGAUCUGGCUGAUCUUGGGCUAGAAGAUGAACGCAAUGGGAUUACACCGGUUGAUAGAGUCAGAACGGUACAAAAGGGUUCAGUAUCGAAUAGGCUGAGAAUGGCGACCGUGGACAACUUCCAGGGCGAGGAAGCGACUGUGGUGAUUAUUUCUUUGGUCCGGAGCAACCCGCGUCAGAACUGCGGGUUUCUCAAAACUCCAAACAGAAUCAACGUGCUACUGAGUCGAGCUAAGCACGGAAUGUACAUUAUUGGCAACGCCCAAACAUCUUGUCAUGUUCCAAUGUGGGAGGCAGUGAUAAAGAUGCUCGAAGCAGAUGCCAAUAUCGGUCCAAAAAUUGAGCUCCAAUGCUCCCGACAUCCGGAAAUCAAGAUCCACGUGUCUACCCCAGACGACUUUGCUAGAUGUGCGCCUGAAGGAGGAUGCUCCGAAAAAUGCGGUUUAAGGCUCAAAUGUGGGCAUACCUGCACAUUCAAGUGUCACUCGAAGAAACUGCACGAGGCCGUGAAGUGCAUGGAGCCCUGCACUGUUCCUAGAGACUGUGGUCAUACACUUGCGGUGAGGCUCUACCUUGUGGGCAUGUUUGCCAACAGGGGUGUGGAAGUUGCCGGACUCCUGCUGGUGCUAUCAACCAUGGGAGCUGCACUUCUCAAUGCAGCAGGCCGUUCACCACAUGUUCACACUACUGUGUGCAGCCUUGCCAUGAUGGAACCCCGUGCAAGCCGUGCAGCCGACCGUGCGAGAUACGAUGUGUACACAAUAAGUGUCCAAAUAAAUGCAGUGAUCCUUGCCCUCCUUGCGCCGAAACUUGUGGUUGGCGCUCAAUGCGGCAGCUCCGAGGUUCUUGAACGGCAAGUUGAGUUUAUCAUGCUGCAGAAGUACGCAGAAAUUGAUGUCAACGAGGACCCGAUGAUCUUCCUUUCUUGUGGACAUUUCUAUACCCGUUCUACGUUGGACGGGUUAAUGGAAAUGAAGGACCACUAUGAUGUCGACCCUAUCACGGGUGAGGUCCUUCAGCCAAAGGCAGCAUGGCGGGUGGUAAUGACCCGGGACGCCCCAGGGUGCCCAGAAUGCCGCGGCUCGCUGAGAGAAAUCCACCGGUACAAUCGGAUUGUCAAAAGGUCAUUGCUAGAUGAAUCGACGCGGCGGUUUGCUAGCAAGGCACACCGAGAGUAUAUUCAGAACUUCAAGGCUCUCGGGCGAUACGAAGACAGAAUGGAAAAGACCAUGGUCGAGUUCAUUGAAAAAUGGGGCGCAGCAGAGUCCGGAGACUUAGGUUUUGAGCAGAUAAAUUCAGCCGUGGACGAAUUCGAAGCUAAAAACCACAAGAUGCAACAGACCAUUACCAGGUUUAUCAACCAAGUCCGGAAAUUCGAGCAGCCGAUCGGAAGGGUAAAUGCGCUCAUAGCUUCAGCCAUGGCCCGAAAGACUAAAUUGUCCGGUUCUGAGACCCCAACUCCAGUUCUUUCCUUGGUCGAAGAGACAGCAAUCGUUACCGGAUUUGAGGUUCAAGGUGAAUGCCUACUCCUCCGUCUCCUCUGGAACAUCAUGUCAGCGAGCGAACGGGUACAUCAGACCACGGCUAUAGAUGCCAGGAUACGGGUUAUGGUCCGAAAGAGGCUCUGCGGUCGUCUACCAAACUUUAUGGCGAUGUGCCGUACCGUACUUGAGAAAAGUACAAAGGAGAAGCUCCCCGCAGAACAGCUUCAGGCUAUGGUCUAUCUGGCGCAAUCCUGCCAGCUCCUCCUUAGCACCCAAACAGAGACAGUUGAGUCGACGGCCUCCCGAGAAGAGAUUGGCCAGAUCCUGUCGGAUUGCGAGCGGCUCUACGACUCCUUCCCGGGUCCGCUUGCGCGCUUCAAGGGGCUUAUUGAGGGAGCUAAGAACUAUUAUGCCACCGGAGCUUUCUAUGUGUCUGUGUCAGCGGAGGAAAGGCGGCAGGUUUACGAGGCCAUGGAGGCCCAGUUCUUGGGCACCGGGCAUUGGUACUACUGCGUGAACAACCACCCGUUCACCGUCGGCGAGUGUGGAAUGCCGAUGGAGGAAGCGCGAUGCCCGCAAUGCGGCGAGCGCGUCGGUGGGCAUGACCACACACCGGUGGCUGGAGUGCAGCGGGCUGAUGAUCUCGAUGCGGCGUUUUCGAGAGCUGCUUGA